Molecule: messenger RNA, 5026 nt
Organism: Somion occarium
Lineage: Eukaryota; Fungi; Basidiomycota; Agaricomycetes; Polyporales; Cerrenaceae
Source: the annotation of a GenBank genome assembly
AAGCAACUUCAAGAACGCGGAGAUCCUCUAGAGUCCAAAUGGUUUCAAUUUGUAUACAUCGGCUGUCCUCUGUAUGUAUAUUCCAGUCCACUACUCACCGGUAUUUAGCCUGCGCAGAUAGACUUCAAGACUAUGUCUGACUGUGCCUUAAGACCGUCAGUAUUCCCAAACUGAUUGGUCAGUCCCCGUAAUUUGGCGAGGGGUUUUUACAAACAUGUUGAAUGAUCACAUGCCCACUUACGUGCAUAAACAGCGAUUGAAGCUGGUGAAAGUCACCGAAUGGAAUCUUCCCAGAUCACAACGAGGCCUUGGCAGAACAGAUAUGUGGGUACUGCCCUGUGUCCAACCGAUAAAACUACCCGUGUCUUCCAUUCAUUGCAAAGGCCCGCUAUCUCUUUCGAGCCCUGACUUACAUCCAGUUUCGCCACAUCCCUUGACUGGUGAACUCUCCGUCGGAAAGUGUACUCGCUCUUUCCACCCGCAUUUCUCUUUAGCGCCUAUCUGGCUAUGGAUGUUCUGGGUCAUGGUCCUGCUAUUACUCCACCGACGAUCACCACAGGAUGGGCCGCGAUGGAUAGGACAGUGAAGGAGGUGGAUGAAGUGAAGAUCAGAGACUUCAAGGAGGAUAUUGACACUCUUCUUGUUCUUGCUGGAUUAAUGUCAGCUGCCAUCACUACGUUCCUUGUCGAGUCCUAUAAGGCUCUCCAGCCGGACCCAAAUGACGCAAUUAUCCAGCUCCUGUCGCAGAUCGCUGCACAAUCAAUAGCAUCUAACAAUUCCAGCCAUAAUCUUCCUCCGAAAUCCGCGUUUGUACCACCAAGCUGGGCAAUUCGCGUGAAUGUCCUGUGGUUUGCCAGUUUGAUCUUCAGCCUCGUCACCGCUUCAUUUGGCAUGCUCGUGAAACAAUGGCUACGCGAAUUCCUUGCCGCAAAUGAAGAGUCGACUUCGCAUCAAGCGCUUUUGCGUGUGCGCUUCUACCGAUAUCAUGGGUUGCUGGGGUGGAAGGUUUUCGAGAUCGUUGCUAUUCUACCCAUGCUUCUGCAGUUGGCUCUCGGGCUCUUCCUCUUGGGUCUCUGCUUCUUUGCAUCUUCCGUGCAUAACAGCGUCGCUCGAAUCUCUAUUCCAAUAGUUUCUAUAUCGGUCUCUAUCCUCCUUGCCGUAACCUUGGCUCCUGCCUUCUCCCCUCGUUGUCCUUACAAGACGACGUUCCUCAAGGGUCCGAUGAGAUCGUUGAGAAAACUCUUAUCGCGCAUCACUUUUCUACGUAGGCUCUAUAUGAAGCAUAGCACCACUGCCGCGUCCCACUUAUUCGGCGGUUUUGCGUCGAGCAACAGCGAACAACUUGUUCGGCGUCCCAGUUAUGGAAGGGAUGGGAACGUGCCUAAGCACAGUUCCUCUGGAUCUGUGGAAAUGGCUAGGUCGAUUUCUAGCUCAACUGCUUUGCUUGAAAGCCGUGCUCUGAUCCCAUUUGAGGAGGAAGACGCUGCAAUGGAUGAUGAACUGGACAUCGAGAUCUUGCUCUCUGUUGGCUCUAUUCAGAAUGACGACGGAGUUCUGGACACCCUGGUAACGAAAUCAUUCUUGCAGACGCAACCCAAGGCAUCAGAUAUAAUUGUAUUUGUGCUCCGCGUCAUAAAGCACCGACUCCAGAAGAGGAUCGUGACCACCGGGGUUCCACUCACCCUCGAUCUUCGACGAUUGACCGCGGGCGCUUGGUUUGUGCUUAUCACUGUUGUUGCAGAUACUCUGUACCAAGAAGUUCAGCAGCAAUCGACAGACACGGAGCGACCUCCGGAGAAGCUCCAGUGGCUGGAAUGGAUGUACGAUGCAUUGGCCUUAUUGACUGCAGUCUCUCCUUAUGUACUACCGCAGGAAGCCAACCGGGCUCUUUCAUCCAGCCUCGUCAGUGAUCCAAUAGGGUCUCUGCAAGCUGUAGUCUCCCGGACACCCACUGUGUUCACGGACCAAGACUCUGAUUAUGUGGUUCGCAGACUACGAGACGCGUUAGUGCCACUUGAUCGUCAGAGCCUGCGUUUAUACGCACAAGGCCUCUUGAGCAAACGACUCUCUCAGCAUUACGGGGAUGAUAUUCAAGAUACCCUCAGAUGGGCUGAAUAUCUUCAAGCUCAGUUGGUUUCGUUCUGUGCUGAAAGACUAGGAUUUAUAGUUGUUGGUCUAUAUCAGCGGCAAUUGCAGACCCGCCAGUUCUACGUGGUGUUGAUGCUUUCACAAACUAUCAAGCAUCGACUUCACUUAGAUAUCACAGAGCUAUUAUCGUCACACUCCAUUAUUAUCUUCCGUAACCUCACAGUUCAGGAAUGGCGGACAAUUUUACGGGUCGCCGCGUUGGUGGUUGAAGCCGAAAUUCAGCAAAGACCUAAAGGCAGGGUUGACGGACGGUUCGAAUGGUCGAGCACCUUGCGUGAAGCAGCGCUAAUCCUCUUUGCUCGUUUCGACCACCCCAUUUCACAUGGGGGGUUGAAGGCGAUAUCUGACUGUCUCAUCCAUGAUCCCGUAACAACGGUUCAAUUCGUGGCUAGCCGAGUCCAGGAGGAUGCGGAUCUGAAUGAUUUCUAUGUUCAGCGGAUUUGUGCUGCACUGCGUCUUUGCCAAGCAGACGACAUCAUAGGGUUCAUCAAGAUCAUGUUGCAUGAACGACUGUGGGUGUCUUCUGUCGCAGGGAUGCCGCUGGGAAUGCACAUCGUUGAUGCGUUACUCAAAGACAGCUCGAUAUUAACCACCCUUCUUGACCUUCCGGUUCAGAGUUCCUCAGAGAUGGUAGUAUCCCUCGUAUUGGAAAUCUGCGACCAUCUGCUUCGUAAGAAUAUUGGAGAUGGCGGCCUCACAUCUUUUAUGGACUUCAGUUCGAUAGAGCUCAAGAUAUGGGAUGAACUCAUGGAGGCCUUAGCUAUGGCAAUAAACAAAGAACUCGAAGUCCAGUCUCGCACUAGCCCGCCAUUUCAAUGGUCAAUUUGGAUAGAAGAUGCCAUAACCGUUAUCCUCUCCAAAUUUACAUUCACACUUCCGGAGAAAUGCACAGAGGUCAUUGGAAAGCUGUUCUCCCUCGAUCACUGCACCCUUUCCAACAUCAUUGUGGCUCGCAUCUCUGACGAAGCGGCCCCACAAGGAUGUGCUUUUGCAUCUCUUUUGAAUAGACUGGACCCUGUUCUGGCAUCGCUGCCGCAGGAUUCCCUCUUCAUCUGUCUGCAUACUUUGCUGGAGGCCAGAUUUUGUCAUGAUUCCACUCAUCAGCAUUCCGAACUUCUAGCAUUUGUUGAAACUCACUGGAGCACAGAUAUCACGUCGGAGACUCCGGGCUUUGUGAGUUCCGUACUUACAAAUCGGAUCGGGGAAAUCAUAGCGGAAGGUGGUGACAUAUGGGACGAUUGGAACCAACAAGCAGCUUCCGUGAUAUUCACGCCCAGGCCUAUCAACAACAAAUCCAUGGCUUAUGUCGACCAGUGGGACAAGAGACCAAUAUGGAUGCUUGAUCUUCUACUAGAUGAGAGAACUACACCGUGGGCUCUCUCCCUGGUUGCAUCUAGGCGAUAUGUUCACGCUGGCGAUGUAUUGCUUCGAGCAUACGCCGAAUCCGGCGAUGCAGGCCGUCUCAUGAUAAUUGAGCAAAUCACAACGUUCCUUCGCGAUCCAUCAUCCGAAAUCCCUCAAGCUCAACCUUUGGACUAUGUCUUACUGUGUCACACGCUUAUGAGACUAUACAGAGAAACGGCAGUCACAUACGUUCACCAAAAGCUCUACCAAAUGGACAGCAAACUGCUGUUGGGAGCUUGGCCCCAGCUCUGGCUCAUUCUGGCGUCGUUGUUGACAUCGCCACUAUUGGACUACACUCAGACCCGUGAUCCGGAUCGUGUGAGGUGGGCUACGGAAUGUUUGACUUGGAUACAGGAAUCCUUGCAUGCCACGGGUGCGAAUAUGGUGUUUCCGAGCACCCCUACAGAAUCACCCGCGAUCGGUGGGGAUCGUGACAUGGACAAGGAGAGAGAAGUGCCAGAUACUAAUGUAGGUCAAUCAGAGAUGAACGCAGAAGAAUCAGAUGCACCGAUGGAUCAAGGAGCUGUGUCGCUCACGGCGGAAGACUUCAUGCGUCUCUUUAGUGAACUAGAAGUAGAGCAAGUCCUAGAACAGGAGUCGCCAGCAGUUACUACUGACGAGCACUUACCAUUCGUCUACCCCGAACAGCUCUCAGAGAUAUUGAGAGUUAUCGCCGAUCCUGGCUACAAUCACGAUGACGCUGCCACUUCACUACAUGCCGAUGGAGACAGGCCUACAGAGACGAAACACUUAGACGCAGACUUUGCUGCUUUUGUUAAGUCUGGAAGCUCACGCAAUGAAGCCGACCAUACUGAGGCUGAUUCUAUUCCGGAGACUGAAUCUAUCUCGGAGACUGAAGUUGGAUCUACUGCAACAAAGGAUGUCACCUCGUCUCUCACAGAUGCCGGGUCUGAUGUCACGGAUGCAGCCCCUGUCACAGAGACAGAGGUUCAUGAUUCAUACCUAGGCGGAUAUGAUAUUGGAAAAGAGAGUGGAUUUACGGCAUCUAGCAAUCUCGGCACAGACACUCCGAUACUUCAGCCAGGCAUGGUAUUACAGGUUUAGGCUCUGAAUCGCUAUCAAUCUCAACCAUUGUAAUGUAUGUACUCUCGGAAAUUUUUAUCCCUAUGUCAUUUCGAAUGCGACCUUUGACCUAAAGGGUGGUGCUGUGGGCAGGUGUAGUCCGAAUAAUAUACUUUCAGAGCUGACGCUCGCACCUAAUAGCUACUACCAUGUAGAUGAUGAGGUUCUGUAACUUACUAUCAAUCAGGGAAGCUUCCAGACUUCAUGAUCGCAGCCUUUGACUUCCGUAUGCUCUAUGAUUGCAGUAGCUAUUGUAAAAUAACUGUUGCAUGUGGGCGGAUCAACAUGACAUAUGGAAACUGGACUACAUCUUCUCUUUCUCGCUCUCAACUCUUUCUAUUCUUUCUAGUUCGCCAGGAUUAGUAACAUCGAUACCCAUGCUUUCUGCUGC